This is a messenger RNA of Sporothrix schenckii 1099-18, 6336 nucleotides long. Its product is annotated as serine/threonineeeee-protein kinase ATR. Gene Ontology annotation, molecular function: protein binding; protein serine/threonine kinase activity. The transcript has 8 exons. The record is from RefSeq and is a predicted model, not a curated record. Gene Ontology annotation, biological process: DNA damage checkpoint signaling; telomere maintenance; protein phosphorylation. NCBI's taxonomy places the organism in Eukaryota, Fungi, Ascomycota, Sordariomycetes, Ophiostomatales, Ophiostomataceae. Gene Ontology annotation, cellular component: nucleus. The coding region runs from base 1 to 6336 and encodes 2111 amino acids.
AUGAGCAUCCCGCCGGAAAAUGCCUCUCUGCGGCCCGACGCCGAGGGCGAGCCUGCGCCAGCCCCUAUGGAGUCUCAAAUCCCAAACAAUAAUUACAGCGUCGACGACGAUGGGACUGAAAAUCAAGAACGAGAAUCCAAGAGACGAAAGACCGAGCCAUCGGCCCCAGUGCCGAUCUUGACAAACAUCCGCAACCGGAUAUGCGCCAAGUUCGGCGUCGAGAUGGGCGACAAUGUCCGAGAGACACUUAGUACUAUGUGCGAAGCGAUACAGAGUCGUGAGGACCUUCAAGACGAGCAGACCAUCUGCUCCGCCCUCGAGUUCCUCAGCCAGACCCUGUGUGCCAUCGACCACACAGCAACCCUUGCCGACCCCCACGACAACAGCUCCCCCAUAAUGUGCAAACCCUGCAAGACAUUUGACACAACAUAUACACCAUCUCGACACAAGGAGAAGGAGAGGGGGGACGCUGCGUGUGCGUUUCAGCUGUUCCUGAACAUUAUCACGACACUCGUUCCAACGACUGGCCCGCUCACUGUACGAGCCUUGAUACUUCUUCGGCGCAUAGUUCUCCAUGCCAACACGGACGACAUUCUCGACUACGAGCAGUCGGAUCUCUGCAAGUGGUGCUCGGCCCAGCUUUACAGCCCUGACAAAGCCGUCCGGGACCAAGCAGCAAAAUCCGUCAGCGUGUUUGUGCGCGACCGGACAGAUGCGUCCAUGUGCGUAAUGGAGAAGAACCGGCGGCGUUUCUACAGCGGGCUAGACCACAUGCUGGCCUCGGGCGACUGUAUCAUGCAGGAAACAAGCUCGUUGACCUGGAUGUACAUGGCAAUGGCCGUUGCCGAAAACCAGCUGAGGCCCAUGCUGUGUGGACUGCUGGCCCAUCUAGACAGCGAACACAUGCCGGUCUGGAAUAUGGCCAUCUUAGAAAUCCGCCAUCUAGCGAGCCACUUUGGCCGGACUCCAAACGAGAUCUUCGAGCCGUAUUGGCGCAAAACGGCACAUUUAAUUGUCAAGCACAUAGCCGAUCGGCCGGAUGUUGCCAGUGCCAUUGCCAACCUCUUUGGCACGACCGCUCCAAAGCUGGCACUGCACCUGCAGUCCCAAGCUAUCCCUUCGCUGCUCUUCAACCACCAGACGGCUGCCAUCCGAAAAAUUUCCGAGUACCGUGGUGACGGUGACGAGCUGUGGCUCACUUUCAUGGAUAAGAGCAAUCUGACAUCCAUCUUGGCCAUGUGGGUUCGACUUCCGGCCGAGUUCGGCGCUCUGGACGAUCUAAUGGAACGCUUCCAGACAUUUUCUCCCCAACUUGGCCUGGCCACCAUCCGCGACGUUAUGGGCGCCGCCGCUGUUCCUGUCCUGGCCGAGCUUUUCAUCCAUCUCACCUACGAAUCUACACCCUCAUCCGUCCGUUUUCCAAGCAUCGUUGAAGGAAUCGGCUUUAAGCCCAUCCUCACCAUUGCGCGACUAUUGAACACCAACACCAGCCUGCAAGCAGACGACGAGAUCGUCAUUGGCUUUCUGUCGCAACACGUUCUCGGCUUUACCACACGUCUUUCCGAUGUCCGCGUCUACGACGGCAAGAGGCAUCUGUGCCAUUGGGUUAACGGUAUCGAGGCGCUCGAAAUUCUCAUCAAAUACCUUCGGUCAGAAAUUCGAGUUGCCCGUCCACAAGUCAUUGCAUUUCUCCUGGACGCUCUUGGUGACCACCCUGGCUACGCGGCCUGCUGGCAAGCCAGUGUACGGCGGGCAGCCAUCUCGUGCUGGGCGGCGCUGGUGCAGAACGUCGGCGAAGAGAAUGUGCACACGCUGGUCGAGACGACUUUUUGUGUUAUUCGGAAAAAUUGGAGCCAGUUUGGUGAUUGGGAAAAGGAAAAAUGCCAGGACUUGCUGCAGUGGCUGCUAGCUAAGCCCAAUGGCCGCCACCGGGACUGCAUUGUCGAGAAGAUCGACGUGCUUCCGCGUCUCAACAUCCCCGAACUCCAAAGAGCUGUCGACAACAAAACGGACAAGCUGCGGAAGCCGCUCGGUGGCAUGCAGACCAUCGACCUGUUUGCACAGCGCAUCACGCACGAGAAUUUAGACGUCGUCUGGGUCGCCCUGGAAGAUGCAAAGGAAUUCCUGCAACACAACCAGGAUUCCUUGCAAGCGCCCACGCAGGGCGAAAAGUCUGACUCGGCCGUUGCUCACUUCGUUCGCGCGCUUCUCGACUGUUCUGCAAAAUACAACGUGUCAGAGCCGGCUUUGGCAUCAGCGUGCAUGGCUUGCAUUGGCUUCAUCGGCUGCCUGGACGCGAACCGGCUCGGUGCCGUUGCCAAGGAUCCGCCAUUCGUGGUGAUCUACAAUUUCUCCAAUCUGGAAGAGAGCAUCGACUUUGUUAUUUACAUGCUGCAGCAUGUCCUAACGCGCGCCUUUCUUUCUGCAACAAACUCGACAAGCCAAGGGCUGAUUGCGUAUGCUGUGCAGACCCUGUUGACCAAGUGCGGGAUCAACAAUGCCAUCUUCAGUCAAGGCCGCGAGCUAAAGUCCACGUACGAGAAGUGGAAAGCGCUUCCUGAGCUGGUGCAGGUUGUCCUUUCCCCUCUCCUUGUCUCCAAGUACCACAUUGCGUUGCCCGCGCGUGUUCUGAUCCGAUACCCCAUCUUCUGGCCUGGCCGGACCUAUGGCGACUGGCUGAGGACUUUCGUGGUCGACCUCCUGGCCAAGCCGCAAACCCAGUUUGCUGAGAUUCUGCACGAAUCGCUGUCGCGCACGGCAAGGGGCAAUGACCUGGCAGUAGCCGAGUUCUUGCUUCCGUACAUGGUCGUCCACGUUGUGACCGGCCUGCGCAGUACCGAUGAAGACCGCGAGCAAAUCACGCUCGAACUCCAACACAUUUCGCAGUAUCAGCCACCUGACGAAGCGCCGUCCGCCGAUCGAGAGCAGGCAAAGUUGUUUUACGAUGCCGUUUUCCGUGUGAUCGAGUACGCCCUCGUCUGGCUGCGUAGCUCCAUCCAUCACGAAAAGCCAACUGGCGUCGCGCACAUGGAAAAGUUUAUUGGUGCUUUCCCAGCGGAAGUCCUUUCCCAAAAGGCAUUAUAUUGCAAGGACUAUGCGCGGGCCAUGUUCUUCCUCGAGCCUGUGGCAAUGGCCACCGUACCCGAAGAAGACGCCGAAGAAACGGCACGGCGGGACAAGGCGGAAUCCGACAUGAUCGACAUCUACGCGCAGAUCGAUGACCCUGACUACCUGGGCGGCAUGAUGUCCAAAGCCGGCAGUAUUGUGGAGAUGAACACGUAUCGAAAGGCCUUGCUCGAGCAGAAGGCCGGUCGAUGGGAAUCGGCAACGACGUGGCACCUUUCUGAUCUGAGCUCGGAGCCAGAUAAUGUCGACAUCCAGGCCCGCGUUCUCAAGUGCUUUUUGGAAGCUGGCCAUCAUGACGCUCUUUUGGCGAGAGUGGAUGGCAUGAAUUUGUCGGAGGCACCUGCUGGCACGGUCAGCAAAGUGCUUCCCCUGGCCCUUGAGGCAUCUUGGGCCACCUUCCAGUGGGACAAGCUCGGCACCAUGGUGCCAAUUUACAAGGGCGACACGUUUGACAUUUUCAACGUAGGCGUGGCCAGUGCACUGUCGCAUCUGCAGCAGCUGAACAUGACUGAAUUCGACAGCGCCCUAAACAAAAUUGUCGAUCGCAUCGCCGCAUCCAUGUCAUAUUCAACAACCACGUCGCUGCAAGCAUGCCACGAAGCCAUGUUCCGUGCCCAUGUGGUCACUGAUCUUCGCCUGAUCAGUUCGGUAACCAAGGCCGAGGCAGACGUUAUGGAGCGACGGUCCAGCGCCCAGGGCCCCAAAAAGACAAGCGCCGCCCUCGCCACCCUCAUUCAGCGACUGGAUUUGCUCGAAGAUGUCAGCGACAAGCGGUAUCUGCUGGCGCUGCAGCGAGCGGCCAUGGAGUCGCUGCGGCCCAUAUAUGGCGACAAGGAAAUCUCAACGCUGUGGCUCCUGAGUGCACGACUUGCGCGAAAGACCGGCUCGAACGGCGAGUGUCUCAAAGCCAUUGCGCAUGCGCGACAGCUCGGCGACCCGGCGGCCGAAGUGGAGAACGCUCGACGACAGUGGGCGUGGGGCGGUAAGCACCAGGCCAUUGCGGACCUUCGAUUGGCCAUCAGUCGCGGCCUUCCUAGCAACGAGGGCGACAGCGGCGGCAGCGGCGUCGCGAGCGAGCCAGGAACCGGGUCGUUUGGGCAGAAGUGGUCGAUACACGAGGCGGCGCCGCUCGCUGCACGGGCGGGUCUGCUGUUGACGCGGUGGCUGGAUGCGAGCGGCGAAACGUCGCGGCCGGUUCUGCGCGAGAGCUACAAGGAGCUGUCGAGCAAGUACAACGAGUGGGAGAAGAGCCACUACUUCUUGGGGCGGCAUUACAAGAAAGUGCUCGAAUCUGAACAGGCGCUCAAGCCGGACGAACAGAGCGACUCGUUCUUGAUGGGGGAGCUCGCGCGCCUCGAGAUCGAAAGCUACCUACGCGCGGCACGGCUAGGCACCAAGUACCUGCACACGACACUCCCCCGGUUUCUGACAGUGUGGCUCGGGCUCGGGUCGCAGAUUCACAAGGCACCAGACGGCAAAGCGGCGGUGGCGGAGGACCUCGUCCAGCGGCGUACGGAAGUGCUGAUGGGUCUGCACCGACGGCUGCUGCGACAGGUUCAGCGACUGCCACCGUUUAUCUUUUACACGGCGCUUCCGCAGCUGGUUGCGCGUAUCAACCACCCGAACAGGGAGGUGUGCUUUGUGCUAGACCAAAUCAUCACCAAGGUGGUGCAGGCAUACCCGCAGCAAGCAUCGUGGAGUGUAUUUGGGGUGAUGACGACACGGCCCAAGGACCACCCGAUAAAGAAGCCGGCGGCGCGACUGAUCAAGGCGCUAACGGCGCAGCCGGGGGCAACGGCGAGCCUGAAGCAUAUACUGCGGGCGGGCAUCACCCUGGCGGAUGACCUGGUCAAAGUCGGACGCAAAGGCAACUACCGGGCGAACAGCGCGACCAAGGCUGCCAGCCUGCAGCGUGACAUGAACUUCCGCAUGAACGACCCGAUUGACCUGGUGGUGCCGAUUGCGCGGUGUCUGACGGCGACGAUGCCAGGGCGGAUUGCAGACUCGAGCACCGCGGGCGGCGCAUCGGGGGUGUCGUCGCCGGCAGUGGUAGCAACGGCAAAUUCGACCGGGGAGGUCAGCAACAGCGCGACGGCGAUGGCGCUGCUGACGCACAAUGCGUUUUCGUCGGAUGUGAUUACAAUCCAUGCGUUCAUGGACGAGGUGCUGAUCCUGGGGUCGCUGGCGCAGCCGCGCAAGCUGACGAUCCGGGGCUCGGACGGCCGUCUCUACGACAUUAUGCUGAAGCCCAAGGACGAUAUGCGAACAGACCAGCGGAUCAUGGAGGUCAACGCGCAAAUCAACCAGGCGCUACGCAAGGACACAGAGGCGACGCGGCGGCAGCUGUCGAUACGGACGUACGCCGUGACGCCACUCAACGAGGACUGCGGCAUCAUCGAAUGGGUACUUGGUCUCAAGACACUACGCGAAAUCUUGCGGCCGUACUACGACUUGCGGCGGUCGCAGGUGCAGCCGCGGCCGCCGGAGCCACUCGAGAUCCAAAAGAUGCUGACGGACGCGGGCACGCCACGACAACGAGUGCACGUGUUUACGGCGACGGUGCUCCCUGCGUUCCCACCGGUCUUGCAAGAGUGGUUCAUGCGGCGGUUCCCGUAUCCCGCCGUGUGGUUCACGGCGCGGCUGCAGUUUACACGGUCUGCGGCCGUGAUGUCGAUGGCAGGGGCGGUGCUGGGACUGGGCGACCGGCAUUGCGAAAACGUGCUGGUGGACCAGGACAGCGGCGGGGUGAUGCACGUGGACUUCAACUGCCUGUUUGAAAAGGGCAAGCUGUUCACGCAGCCGGAGACAGUGCCGUUCCGGCUGACGCAGAACAUGCGGGCGGCGAUGGGCAUCUGUGACGACCGAGGCCCGUUCCGACGGUCGUGCGAGCUGACGCUGCAGAUGAUGCGCGAGCAGGAAGAGACGCUGCUGGCGGUGCUGGAAGCGUUCAUCCACGACCCGACGCUGGACCUGCAGGCAGACCCGCGGGGCGGCCACCAGCACCAUGCGGCAGCACGAGCAAAGCCGCCGCCGGUGGUCAAGCUGGACCCGCAGAGCGUGGUGAAGAACAUCAAGCGGCGGAUUAAUGGGCUGCUGUUGGAGGAGACGAUACCCCUGGGCGUGGAGGGCCAGGCGCGGGAGCUGAUCAAGCAGGCGACGGAGGCGACGAACCUGUCGGCGAUGUACAUUGGUUGGGCGCCACACUGGUAG